Messenger RNA from Polyodon spathula (Mississippi paddlefish), 3363 nucleotides. RefSeq lists its product as uncharacterized. Bases 322 to 1047 code for a protein of 241 amino acids. NCBI's taxonomy places the organism in Eukaryota, Metazoa, Chordata, Actinopteri, Acipenseriformes, Polyodontidae. The transcript has 4 exons. The record is from RefSeq and is a predicted model, not a curated record.
UAUAAAACUUGAUGCCAGUACCGUAGUGGGAAACAUCGUGAACAAACUGUGACGGUUUGAAUAAGAUUACUGUACGGUUGCUAGUUACUGCUUGGAAUGCAGUGUACGAACGUUUACAUGUCAAGUUUAAUUUCUGCGUGUGCACGUAUGUGUGUAAAUUCGCAGUCUUUUUUAAAUGUAUUUAUUUUUUGUAAAGUUUGGUGGUAAUUGUAGUAACUAUUUAUUUUUUUAUUUUAUUUUCAAUCGCAGCUGCAAUAGAUUACGUUGCACUUCCUCUGUUUCGUUUAUAAGCCCGGAUACAAUACUAUUUAUGUUUGUAAAAUGUUGAAGACUCUAACUGAAAAGCUGAGAAGACACUCUUUAAAUGAAACACAGCAUUUUCAAUUGAAGAUUUCAUACCACGCGAGUGAGGAUGGGGGCGAGAGUGAUGAUUUAGAGGGAGAGAACCAGGAGCUGGUGCAGAUUGACAAAGAAAUUAAACGGAAUUGUAACCGGAGCCCUCUGGCCAAUAACCAGCUGCAGAACCAGGAGGCCUUGUCGCUGGCGAGAGUGCAAAAGCUACGGGUUCUGUUUGACCCGGGCUUAGACCGGCACAGCUCAGAGGAAGAGUUGGAGCGAAUCAGCUGUGAGUUCCUUCAGCAGGCCAGCAAGGGCAGGAAGUGGGGCGGUCACCAUGGUGAUGCUAGCACCUCUUCAAGUGACGAAGAGGUCAAGGACCUGUGUGGCCCAGCGGAGUCUGACACUCACCUAAGUGCCUCCCCCAGCCCUGUGCCCUUCAGUGCCUCUCCACCGCACAGACUCACCCCCCUGGUCAGGGAAAAAGCCAGGCCUAUAAUCCUGGCUCACUUCGACCAGUCUUCAUCGAAUAAACGACAACGGGUACAGGGCAGGCCCAGUCUAGACUUGGAGAAAAUGCAGCAGCGUAUCAGAGGCAGCUGUCCUUCUCCCAGGUACAUCUACGACCCAUCAUCCUUUGCCUUCCACUCGCUCAGCACGUUGAAACCGCAGAGUCCACUGCUGGCUGCUGAGGAGACAUCGUGUGCCUGAUACCCUCCCCUUAGGAACAAACACACCUGGAAACUGCAGUGGGGUCGCAAUUGGGUUUGUUUACUGUGAAAGUCUUCAAAGAAGGAAUGAUGAUACAAGAAAAAAGCUUGGUCCUUUUUAAAGGGUUAAAAAAGAAACCGCACCCAUCUCAGGAAUCUUAAUUACAGCAGCAUGGGGAACCAAGGGGAGCACUCUGUAUGGCUGGACAAUGAAAGCCAAAGAGCUGUGGAACACAAAGUAGAGCACUAUAUAGCACAGGCGCCAUUUUGAUCUGUGGACAAAAGCUUCAAAUUGAUUUCUCUGCCAAGCAGUGCUAGGAAUCAAUCUAGAGUUAAACCCAAUGAAAAGACUAACAUUAUUACUGUGUUAUUAAUAUUAACAAGCAAGUUCAAUACCACCACCCUCCCCUUAUACUUCCUUCUAAUUACUCCACUUUGUGUAUAUCAUAUAUUUUUUUUCUCCCAAGCUAAAACGAUGUUAUACUUUUUCAAUUUAGAAAACUAUGGAAAUACUGCAGCACAGCCUGUGAACAUGUCUUUCUGAUACAUAAACAAAGUUAAGCAAAACUCCCUGCACAGCUUUGGCCUUGAUGCAUAUAAAUAGGUACGUGUAAAUGACAUUUGUGUCCCAGCUUUGAAAAAGUCUUAAUAAGCAAUUACGGAAUUGCUGUGGUAAUAAUGGAACUCCGAAGUCCGUAAAGCCCGAGGGCGGAGGUAAAGGGUCUUAUUUGAACAAUAAUGUAGUAAUAGAAAAAAAAAAAAAAACUACAAGGUACAUUUUAAUAAAACUGUAGCAGAAAAACUUCAGCCAUUUCCAUUAGCCACUCCACAGCAAUGCCAUUAUACUACAUGUUUUCAACUUGUGUAUUUAUUUACCUUUGUUUGAAAUAAUUAUUGCAGUCCACUGAGAGUUCACUGGAUGUCCAUCACCACCAUGCUGGUUUAAUCAUGAUUUACUUUGCAAAGUCUACCGAGGAUGUAUGCAGUCAAAUCAUCUGUUCGUCCACAGCUCAAAUGAACACUUAAAGAAAGAAAACAACACAUUUUAACUUGACAUUUUAUGGAAACUUGUGUUGACUAUAAACUUUUACAGUUUCAAUUUUCUUUUGUUUGAAAUUUAAAAAUAAUCAAUAAAAGCCUAAGCCAGUGACACAGUGACUACCUUCUGAUUCUACGAAUGUAAACUCAUAAUGGGAAUGCUCAAGGAUGUUCAAGUGGGAAACUUGCAAAGGGAAAGGAGAUACAAGAGAGUUGCUAGCCACUUUUAUUGACACUGCAAGUUAUACUGAGCCAAAUACAUAAUGUACAAUGUUCUCUGAAAUUUGGGUCGCUUGCAUUCAUAUUAAUUUAUUUUCUUUAAGAGGAGACGUCGUAUUGGAUAGGGUGAGAAUUCCCUACUGGCUGCUGUAGGAUUUGGCCAGUACAAAUCUCCCCUGGCUGUGUAUAGAAUAGACAAGCUGUCUCUAAAGCCAGUGGGACACCUUCCAUUGUCGUAGGACUGGAUGUGUGAUAUUCCUGUCGUACGAGCACGGACAGCUGCCAAAUCUGCAUGGAAAAUCUGCAAGGGUGGCAUCUGACCAGCUAUAGGCGUGGGUCCUUCAAGAGUCUCCUAAUAUGAGAACAAAUAAAGGGAUUGAAAUAGCUUCACCCUCUUGAGAAGAUGCAUCCUUUAGCCUUGUAGUCUAAAAAUAUUUAUCCUUGAAAAAGGACAUUAAUCAGAUAGCAAGAAAUAAAAAAAAGACAAAUGUUUACAGAUAAACAUAUUUAUUAUGUAAAAAAACAAAACAAAAACAAAUGGACUGUAAUGAAUGCCAAAAAGCAAACAGUAUCUUGUAUUUGGCCAACAACAAAACUGUUUAUGCAUCAUCACACAGGGGAUAGUCACAACCACUUCAAUUAUGCAGAAAAAUACUCAAAAUGAUCACAUUACAAUUGAUUUGUCAAAACAGACCGUAUAGGUAAAAAGUGCGAGCAAAGGAGCCACAGUACCUGUAAGGAUAAAAAGACACACUUAACUGUUGUAGAAAUGUUCCUGCACAGUGGUAACCAUCAGUAACCUAUGUGCAACAUGAUUAAUCCCUGUUUGCACACUAAAUCAAAACGCAAGUAGGGUAACGUUGAAAUUCCCACAGAAAAGAAGUGUCAGAGUCAUGGUCAGCCCAAAGUCUCGGACACCCUAAAACACAAUCCUUUGGUGUGACAAUCUUCUGAAAUCCAGUGUCGAGAGUCACUGAAGUCCAAAUGCUAAGUUUAAACUUCUGAAGAAAAAUGUGUGACAUUGCCAGAUCACGAAGGCUCUUGAUAGUCCAGUUUCGAA